AUGCUUUUAUUUGCUAAUACUGAUUCGAUAACAAGUACACCAAAUUCUCAAAAUUCUUCACCUAGGGAUGAACAUUUAGAAUUUGCUACAAAUUGUGAAUCUAAUGAGAAUAAAACCAGUCAUGGUAAUGAAGUAUCAAUGACUACAAAUGAGAAUUUAAUGGAAGAUGAUGAUGAAUCGACAGCGACUUUGACAACAAGGCACCAAAAACGCCGUGGCAGAAAACCAAAAUAUCCGGAUCCAACACCAGGGUACCGUUCUAGUUAUAGUGUCAAUAGGAGUUUCACUCAGACCGAAGUUGUGCUCUUAAGAAAUAUUCUAAAAGAAUCUGGCGAGCCGCCCGCUGACUUGUUCGCUACACGCGUUAAUGAUGCCACGAUGGUUUUUCCGGUUAACGAGGAGAAUCCAAAAAACCAAGAACUAUUAUCAAAUGCACGACGGAAAAGAUCUCGUAAUGUCACCUCUCCUUACCAAUCGAGAGUCUUACGUAAAGUAUUGACUGUGACUUCCUUUCCUUCCACCGAAAUGCGUGAAGCACUCGCAAAUGAGUUAAAUAUGCAUCCACGGACAGUUCAAAUUUGGUUUCAAAAUCAACGUCAAAAAGCCAAGAAUAACAUUCAAAUCCCAACAGCGAAUACAAAUACGACAGGAAAUGCAUCAACUGUUUCUACCUCAGCAUCGAUGAAUUCUAGAGGAGGAGAAAUGACUUCACUCGAUGACUAUAAUCCGGGAUUGAUGUCGGCGCCAAUGUCGGCGCCAAUGUCAACAACCGGCAUAAGUGCAAUGUAUUUUCCCAAUCUAACGUUUCAAAAUAACAAUGUUUCUCACGAUGCAACUCCAUACCAUUAUCCAGAUACGCAUUCACAAUUAACUGCUCAAAGUUUCUUACCUGAUGCUACAACUUAUAUGAACACUACACAAUUUGCCAGUCCAUAUAUCUUACCAAUUUUUCCUAGUACGCCAUUACCAUCACCACCAACACCAACAUAUUUACAUGCUACCUUUCAUCACCCUCAAUUUUUCCAUCAAACCUCAUCUACAGCAUCAACAAUGAAAUUUCCAGAUUAUUCGCCUUCCACCACAAAUAAUACAACAUAUCAUAAUCAUUCACAUCAGAUGAAUUCACAACAGCAGCAAUUACAAUCUCAAGAAAUCAAUCACCAUCAUAAUAUUUAUAAUUACAGUGAUUCAAAUGUAACAAAUCCUACAUUAGAUAUAUUGGCAGCAGCUGCCGCAACAGUACAAGCAGGCACUUCUCAUUCACUUCACCACCAAAUACGAGCGAUUAAUGCUAGUACAAAUGAACGAUCUGUCAUUGGUUCUUCUUUAAGUACGCCUAUAAGCGGUUUACAAUCUUGGUAA
Ambispora gerdemannii is the source of this 1362-nucleotide messenger RNA. The record is from the annotation of a GenBank genome assembly. NCBI's taxonomy places the organism in Eukaryota, Fungi, Glomeromycota, Glomeromycetes, Archaeosporales, Ambisporaceae.